Trichomycterus rosablanca is the source of this 1912-nucleotide messenger RNA. It is a transcript of the gene tdo2b, whose product is annotated as tryptophan 2,3-dioxygenase b. Bases 78 to 1304 code for a protein of 408 amino acids. NCBI's taxonomy places the organism in Eukaryota, Metazoa, Chordata, Actinopteri, Siluriformes, Trichomycteridae. The transcript has 12 exons. The record is from RefSeq and is a predicted model, not a curated record. Gene Ontology annotation, molecular function: L-tryptophan 2,3-dioxygenase activity; heme binding; metal ion binding.
AAAUCCUCAAAAUCUUCUAAAUACUUCAUAGUGCUAAGACAUUUUGGGUGGAAUUAGUAGGUGAUUCAAAGAGUAUCAUGAGUGGAUGUCCAUUUAUGGAAAAACAUCAUGCAAAAACCAGACAUAGGAUAGAGGAAGAGGAACAGGAUGAUGCCCAAAAAGGCAUCAACAAAGCUCUCAAAGGUGGAAUUGUUUAUGGAGACUACCUUCAGUUGGAUAAGAUUGUUAAUGCUCAGACGUUGCAGAGUGAACUGAGAGGAGACAAAAUUCACGAUGAGCACCUGUUUAUUGUGACACAUCAAUCUUAUGAGUUAUGGUUUAAGCAGAUUUUGUGGGAGCUGGAUUCAGUCCGGGAACUUUUCAUACACGAUUAUGUUCGUGACGAGAGAAAUAUGUUGAAAAUUGUGAGCCGCAUCCACAGGAUCACCAUGAUCUUCAAACUGUUGGUGGACCAGUUUGCUGUGCUUGAGACAAUGACAGCGCUGGAUUUCUUUGAUUUCAGGGAAUACUUGUCAUCAGCUUCAGGGUUCCAAAGCCUUCAGUUUCGUGUCCUUGAGAUUAAGAUUGGAGUUUCUGAUAAGCUGAGAGUUCCCUACAAUCGUCGUCACUACAAAGACAAAUUUCAUGGUCAGGACAGUGAGGUCUUGUUCAAUUUAGAACACGAACACACACUGCUGCAGCUUGUGGAGAAAUGGCUUGAGAGAACACCAGGUCUUGAAAGCGAGGGCUUCAACUUCUGGGGGAAACUGCAAGCAAAUAUUGAGGCAGGCUUUAAGAUGGAGAAACAGAAGAUUUUGAUAAUGGCUGAUUCUGAGCAAAAGCAAGACAUGAUGGAGGAUCUCAGUAAACAGAUUGAUGUGUUCACCUCUCUGUUUGAUCCCAAACACCAUGAACAUCUUAUGAGCAAAGGUGAGCGCAGACUCUCUUACAGAGCUCUUCAGGGAGCCCUGAUGAUUUACUUUUACAGAGAGGAGCCACGUUUUCAAGUUCCCUUCCAGCUGCUGACAUAUUUGAUGGAGAUUGAUACACUCAUGACCAAAUGGAGAUAUAAUCACGUCUGCAUGGUGCACAGAAUGAUUGGCAGUAAAGUUGGUACAGGCGGUUCCUCAGGUUAUCAUUACCUACGCUCAACUGUCAGUGACCGGUACAAAGUAUUUGUGGAUUUGUUCAACCUGGCUACAUUUUUAGUGCCACGAUCAUGGGUACCUAAACUGAACUCCGGCAUCUAUAAGUUCCCUUAUACAGCUGAAUGCCACGACAGCUCGUACAGCUCCAGCGGCUCCUGCAGCAGUGAGGAAGACUGAACCCACAAACCUGUACUGUUCAGAUACAUUAAUGCAGACUAUAACAAUCAUUAGUGUCUGCAGGAGAUUUAAUAUUAGGUUAUAUUAUUUAUAAGUUCACCUGUGUAAUCAUGAAAUUAACCUUUAAUAGCACUUUGCUACCAUUAUUAAUGAAAUGUAUUUUAAUAAAUAUGCUGGCAGGUGACUGUUUUGUAAAUAUUAACUUGAGGUAACUGUGUCUCAAUGCUACUAAAUAUAGUGCCAUGUAAAAAUUGUAUAAUAUAGUAUAUAUUUUAGUAGAACUGAUGAUUUUGUACUGCACAUUUAUAAGACUGUGUGUGAGACUAUAAAUAAAGUGUAAAAGUGUAUAAAACUUGAAAUUAUAAAACGGAUAGUUCCGGUCCUAAAAUCUGAUUGGCUGAGCCACAUUCGAAGCCGUUGUAAAAUUCCCGAUAAACGCACACCUAUGACCACCUCACGUCAUUCCAUAUUAAUACGCCACUGAAAAGAAAAAGUGAAUGUUAUGUUCGCCCUCAUGUUACCUAGCAACACUGUUAAUGAACUACCUGGGGUCGUGGAAGAAUGCUUUUUGUAAGUGUUUUUGUAAAUAAAAACAUUUAUAAAUUGAA